Nannospalax galili (Upper Galilee mountains blind mole rat) is the source of this 1574-nucleotide messenger RNA. RefSeq names its product small integral membrane protein 32 (gene Smim32). Lineage: Eukaryota; Metazoa; Chordata; Mammalia; Rodentia; Spalacidae. Bases 1 to 312 code for a protein of 103 amino acids. The record is from RefSeq and is a predicted model, not a curated record. The transcript has 3 exons.
AUGUACGGAGACGUGUUCAACGCCACCGGCGGCCCCGAGGCGGCGGGAGGCGGCGCGCUGGCCCCGGGAGCCACGGUCAAGGCGGAGGGCGCGUUGCCGCUGGAGCUGGCCACCGCGCGCGGGAUGCGGGACGGCGCGGCCACCAAACCCGACCUGCCCACCUACCUGCUGCUCUUCUUCCUGCUGCUGCUCUCCGUGGCGCUCGUCGUCCUCUUCAUCGGCUGCCAGCUGCGCCACUCGGCCUUCGCUGCGCUGCCCCACGACCGCUCGCUGCGGGACGCCCGCGCGCCCUGGAAGACGCGGCCGGUGUAGGGUGGACCGGAAUCAGUGCCGCCGGGAGAUUCCAGCAGGGCAGGGCGGGCUCCGCAGUCGCUGGCCGUUGAGACACAUCGCUUUGAUCCAAAGACCCCUUCCGACCUAGAGAGUAAGGGUGGGAUGGGCGGCAUUAGCAGGUUGCAUGGGGUGCUGAUUCCAGUGCCCCAAGUAUUCUCCCUGGUCAGCGGGUCCUGCCAGUGAGCCAUCCUGCAAGGCCCACCCACCGGGCGCAGGAGCCUGGUCUGCCGGGCUGACUUCCUUACUUUGCUGGCAGAAGGGGCAAUAGACACCGCGAGCACCAGGAACUGCCUUUUGGGGCUGCUAUGGCCCUAUGGCUGUCUCCUGGAGGCCGCCACCGCUCCUUGACAUUGGGGACUCAAUAGGGGAAUGACACAAGGUCUCCGCGCGUGUCCCGCCCUAGUCCAAGAACCCAGGCCCCUCUGCAGGCAGGGGUCGAGUGCGGUGGAGGGGCGCAUAGCCUCACGGCGCGCCUUUGUGGAUCUGCAUCUCACACCUCCAGGGACUACAUUUCUACAAUAAAAACUCCCCAGAUUAGAUACACCGCUGUGGUCACUGGUUGCGCCGCUUUGGAAAGUGGGAUAUGGGCAAGUCCAUCCCCAGAAGAAACCCAAGCCAGAUCCACCUCCCCUGUGCUGUGGUGAUCCAGACUCGAGGGAAAACUGACACCUGACCUGCUGAAUAGAUUCCUGUUUAAAGGACCCCGUGGAGACUCUCCCAGCAGGGCAGAUCCUUCCACUCAUGUCCUCCUUUGCUCUCAGAGCUUCCCCUGGCCUGAAACCAUCCAGAGUUGCCUUGAACCGAACCAGAGCUUGGUGGAGGGUAGUGUUGGACUAGCUGAGCAGUAACGAGUGCUUCCUCAUAUUGGAUCCAGAGUCUCCUGGGCAUCAGGAACAUGGUCAACUUCAUAUCUGUCCUCUAACAUGCAAGCAAGUAGACUACAAGGUGGUGCUUACCAUCUAGAUAGUAUCUUGGAUCCAGUGAUAUGCAUGUUCUCCCCCAAAUUCCUAUGUUGAGGCCCUAACUCCCAGAAGGGCUGAGUUUGCCAGUAGGGAAUUACCAGCUUCUUGAAACCAUGUGUGAAGCCCCAGUUUACCCCUCUUCCCCGAUAACUGAGAAAAAGGCUAAGAAAACAUCCUGAGACGCUGAUCAUCUACUUCCCUUACCCAAAACUCAAUCAGCCAGAACCUUGAACUUGGACUUCCAGAACUUGACAAAAUAAAUUUCUCUUGUUUAAUUCA